Molecule: messenger RNA, 3211 nt
Organism: Planococcus citri (citrus mealybug)
Lineage: Eukaryota; Metazoa; Arthropoda; Insecta; Hemiptera; Pseudococcidae
Gene: nkd
Product: naked cuticle
Exons: 7
Coding region: 466-1800 (444 amino acids)
Biological process (GO): negative regulation of Wnt signaling pathway
Cellular component (GO): cytoplasm
Molecular function (GO): calcium ion binding
Source: RefSeq, a predicted model, not a curated record
GGUUAAAUAAAAAAUACGUUUAUCGAUAUUAUUUUUCAACUUUUACCUAAACCACGCGUUUUUUUAAACAAAACUAUUCGGCAUGUCUAUUUAAAAAAUUGAUGAAGAAAUGUUCAACUAUUAUGUAUAUUAAAAGCUAAAUAAUCUGGGUACCCACCUAUAUCAACGAUGCUCCGACAAAAACCUGAAUUAUAAAUUACCUAUAGCUUUUCGAUUCGACGUUUAUCAAUUCUCUGAUAAUAAUCUAAUAAAUUAUUCAAAUUGUAUAUCCCAGGCUUAAAACUGGCUUCCACGAAUCAAGCCGGUGUUUUGACUUUUCAAGUUAGCGUCACGCAAUUUUUGCUUUCACUGAGUCGCAAAUUGACAUUUCGAAGAUAUGAAAAAUUAUCAUCGAAUACCACUCACUCGAAAUUACGUUUGCAUAUUGAGAAUGAUUCGGAUACGGAGACUACAUACACCCUACUGAUGCCAAAUGAUUUAACAGACGGUCGCUUAUCGGAUACCGAAUUGUUACUCAGGCCAUCGGCGUUCGUAUCUCAAGAGAGUUUUCGCGAACAGCAUCGACAACGAUCGCCGUCUCCUUCGAAGGAAAACGUAGACCAGAAUUGUACCUCUGGAAAACGACACCUGAAUUUAGAAGAACUAGAAUGCGACGUUUCGGUGGAAGGGUGCAGUCCUGAUCAAACAUCCGGUCAAAGACAAGAGUUUUCGUUUACAUUGUAUGAUUUAGACGGACAUGGCAAAAUUACCAAAGAUGAUAUAGCCGGCUUGGUUAAAACCAUUUACGAAACCUUAGGCCAAUCUAUAAAAGUUCCUCACUACGGCAGUAAAACGAUCAAAGUAAAAUUAACGGUGUCUCCGGAGAAGAAAGCAUGUAAAAGUAGCGAAGAAGAGUCGCCGACGUUUACGAAAACGCCCGAUGUGUCGUCUACUGGCUUCACGCCAAAUUGCAAUAGAUGGAGAAACGAUUUGAAUUCGUCAAAAACAAGAGAAAGAAGGCAUAGGCAGGAACAGAAACUUAGACGUAGACAUAGCAUUAGUAGUUCCGGAUUGAGCGAAGAUCGCGAAGCGGAUGUUUCUGACGACGAUGACGACGAAGUUCCUCUCAAUAACAAAUUACAUAAUCCAGCCAUUGUUAAUACCAGUCCUACCACUAUUUACUCGAGGUAUAAAAAACGAAGUAGCUCAUUACAAAGGCAAGAAUUACUCCAAAUAAUUCAAGCGAACAUGGAAAAAAAUAAUCUGUGUUUUCAAACCGCUAGAAAACCCACCGCAAAUAAUACCUAUUACAAAUCGCACUACCGUCAUCGAAACAAACCGCAACCAGUAACACGCCAGUUUGUGAAUAACUGGGAAACGCCUGUUCAACCAGAAGACAAAUGUGGUAAAAUGUUCCUAAAUUCGUUCGAAUUAAAAAACAUCGAUCCUAGGCACCUACACCAAAGAUCGCAUUCGUACGAUGUACCCAAUAAUCGAUACGUUGCAGCCACCAUUAACGAUGAAAAAAAAGCCAAACAACCGACGACGCACGAAUUAAAACAUCGUUAUAGAGAAUUAGAGCAAGCUCGAGCUAAUGAGCAGGUCGUUCGAUGGCUAGAACAGGAAUUCUCCAGUCCGACUAAAUAUUGUAAUCGUAAGAAUCACAAUAAUAAUCUAAACAAUAACAGUAAGACUACUUCGAAAGAAGAGGUAAAAUCAAAAGGUCGUUCUUGCUCGAAUGAUAAACACGAACAUCAUCAUAUCCACGAGCACGUCCAUCAUCAUUAUCAUCAUUACCAAGAAUCGCCCAUUGUGGUUUAGGCUUAAAAGUUAAAAGUGUUUUCCAAAUAUAUCAUUGCGUUUUUUCUCCUUCUUCUUCUUCUUUUUCUUCUUUGUCUUGAUUCUUCUUUUGUAUAAUUUGUUUGUUUUGUGUUUUCCCCAUUAUCAUUUGUUUUUUUUUUUAUCAUUUAUUAUGAAAUUCGUUGUUUUGUUACCAUUUCGUGUUUAUUAUUAAGCGUUCUCCCUCUUUUCCCCCGCUGUUUUGUAUUAGAUAUGUUACUGGAUUUAUUUGACUGCGUUUUAUUUAUUUAUUUAUUUAUUUCCUUUUUGCAUUAUUAUUGUGUAGCGAGAAGAUUUUAUACUUAUUGGUUAUUUUGUAGUAAUUUAUUACUUUUCGUUGUUUCAUUUUUUUUCUCCAAAUUGCAAACUCAAUGUCUCAAUGCUGAAAUUUAAAUGAUGUACCUAAGCUGUUAGAUUUUUGAAUUGUUUUUUUGCUUUUAAAAAGCUAAAUGGAACUGAAAAGUAACCAAUCGUGUUGUAUACCUAUUUAAUUACCAUACAUUUUUAUGAUUCAACAUUUUGCCAUCGAUAGACAUAUUUUUUUAAUUGAUAUCUUGAUUACAUAAACGUAUUCUAACGACCUACCCAAAGAAAUCGAUCAAUUUUUUUCAAGUAAUUAGUUCUUAAUUGUUGUAUCUCUACUGUGCUGUAAAUUCAAACGAUUUUUCUAUUUUUUUUUUUUUUUUUCAAGUAUAAAAUGAAUUAUAAUCAAAAAUUGGUCACUUUGUCAUUACUGUCACCGUUACGUAUUCAUUUGAAUGUUUCUUGAUCAUAUUAAAAUAAAUUGAAAUUCGCAGUAGUUUUACUUUUAAAAAUUGUCAAAAUUAUGAGGAAAUAAGCAUUUUUUCCCCCUUUGAGAAUGUGAAACUUUCAUUAAGUUGAGAUGAAAAAAAGUAUAUCCAAAUUAUAAUUAAAGUAUUCGUGCUGUUCAUCACAUAUCAUACAAAAAACUUAUCAUCUCCCAUUUAACAUGUCCCCUAUUCGUAUUGAAGACUGAAAUUCAUUACAUACAUACAUAUAAUGUAACUAUUUAUAAUUUAUUGAAAUAUAUAGGUAAAUUUUCAUAAUUUUUGAAUUAUAGAAUAGGAAUGAAAAUGAAAUGGUCGCGUUUAUUACUACCUCAUCAUGAUUAAAUUUAAAAUUAUGUCUUAACAGAUACCAUAUUUUUUCAAUGUGCUGAUGCAGGGUUCCAAACGUUGUACAUUCAAUGUUCUUCUUAAUAUGUUAGUUUUCAUAUGUCAUUUAUUUUGUGUAUCUGUUUCUGUAUAUUAAAGUAAACAAAUAAGUUCCUGUGCAUUUUUUUUUUUUUAGUUUUUUGUAUUAAUUUAAAAAAUCAAUUAGAUAUUGUCGCUGUUUGCUGUGUAACCGGAUUAAUAAAAUGCAUUCAAUCAUU